Molecule: messenger RNA, 1341 nt
Organism: Drosophila montana
Lineage: Eukaryota; Metazoa; Arthropoda; Insecta; Diptera; Drosophilidae
Product: very long chain fatty acid elongase F-like
Exons: 2
Coding region: 349-1125 (258 amino acids)
Biological process (GO): fatty acid elongation, saturated fatty acid; sphingolipid biosynthetic process; fatty acid elongation, polyunsaturated fatty acid
Cellular component (GO): endoplasmic reticulum membrane
Molecular function (GO): fatty acid elongase activity
Source: RefSeq, a predicted model, not a curated record
AACUUUAGUCUCAACUUGAAUUUAAACUGCAAAUAAAAUUGCAUUGUAACUAAGCUAAAUUGUUGAACUUUAGAUAUGUAUACGUAGGCAUACGUCUGGUAUGUAAAGCACACGAAAAGGCGCAUAAUUAAAGGCAAAUAUUCACGUCAGGGGAAUUAUUCAGUAGGAUUUGAUGGUGCCCAAUAAAUUAAGCGAACGUGCAAUGUGCACUAAAUUUUCGAAUUCUAUUUGGCAACUGAAUGGAAUAUAAAGAACAAAUUAAAUAAAUUUAAAACUAGUCGUACCAGAACUUUUACAUCGAACAACCGCAAAUUCGGGACGUGGUAGAAAGCACAAAUAAUUAUCGAUAUGUUUGAGGUUUUCAAUAGGCCGCCUGCAGAUCCCGUCCAGCUUCCACUGGCUGUUGGCCCAUGGCCAGUGAUUUUAAUAGUGACUGGCUAUCUGCUUUUUGUGCUUAAGCUGGGGCGCCUUUUCAUGGCCAACCGAGCACCCUACGAUCUUCGAGCCGUACUCAAGGUCUACAAUUUGAUACAAAUCGUGUACAAUGGCACUCUGUUCUUGCUGGCUACAUUCGGCAUCUUUGUGAUAAGACCCUAUGACAUAGAAUGUAUAAUGGUGUUGACACCGGACAAUCCCUUUAAGAAAGUGGAGCGCGUCCUGGCCUAUGCGUACUUCCUCAACAAGAUACUCGACCUGCUGGACACCGUUUUCAUAGUGCUGCGCAAGAACUACAGGCAGGCCUCGGUGCUGCACGUCGGGCACCACGCGGCCAUGGUACUGGCCGUCUACAGUGGACUCCGAUUCUAUGGCUAUGGUGGACAUUUAGUGCUGACGGGCUAUCUUAAUGUGUUCGUGCAUUGCGUGAUGUACAUCUACUAUUACAUAUCGUCCCAGAGCCAGUCUGUGAAGCAGAACCGCUGGUGGAAGCAGUACAUCACCAUCAUGCAAAUGCUUCAAUUCCUGAUUGUGAUAGCGCACAGUAUUUGGACUUUAAAUCAGCCCAGCUGUAAACUCUCCCUCUACCCAGUUGCCCUGGUUCUGUUCAUGGGAACGGUCAUGUUCAUCAUGUUCAGCAAUUUCUAUGUGCACACCUACAUUCUGCCAAAGAAGAACAAGCAGGAGUGAUUCCUAGCGUCGAGUUUUUAUGGUAUCUUCUUUCUAGUCGUAUGCUCGAGCGCACUGUUUUAUUAAUUGGAAUUAAAAUAAAGUACAAAUUUUGACACAAUCCGGCCCAAAUCGAAAUUUCUUAAUCAGAGCACAUUUUUGGUUUUAGUCCCGAAACACCUUAAUAUUUACAAGAUUUAUAAACAAUACUCAAACUAUUUUGUAAACAUAAUAAAA